CCGUGGCUCCUGCUCGUUUUAUGUGUCUAUGGGAGUGCAUCAACGCGCUGGAGACUCCCGAUUCAUGCAAAUUCCCAUUCCCUCUCUUCUCCGCUGAGCUCGCCUGUUCUGUUGCUACCGGGGGGGAAACAUCCUUACGCCGCUUUGACCCCUUCACCUGGCUCCGAGGGGGCCCGAAGCUCAGUAUGCAGUAGUGGAACAAAUCGGCGUUCGGACGGUCGGCGUGAAAAUGCCGUCGGAGGUGUAGAGGGCUGAAUAUUCGCCUACUAUCUCGCUGCCCCCACUCUGCGCUGCCAAGCUUGUUGCUUUGCUAAGAGGCCUAAAAACACAAAAUGUCGACCAGAACGCCAUUGCCCACAGUGAAUGAGCGCGACACCGAGAAUCACACGUCGGUCGAUGGCUACCCGGAGCCCCUGGUCCUUCCCUCUAAGUCCACCAGCAGGCAGAGCCUCCCGCGCUGCCGCAACUCCAUCUCCUCGGCCUCGGACGAGCAGCCGCACAUCGGCAACUACCGCCUCCUCAAGACCAUCGGCAAGGGCAACUUCGCCAAGGUGAAGCUGGCGAGGCAUGUGCAGACAGGCCGAGAGGUUGCUGUAAAGAUAAUUGACAAAACGCAGCUGAACCCUACAAGUCUACAAAAGCUUUUUCGGGAAGUGAGGAUAAUGAAGAUCUUGAAUCAUCCUAAUAUAGUUAAGUUAUUUGAAGUCAUUGAAACGGAGAAGACACUUUAUUUAGUCAUGGAGUACGCCAGUGGUGGCGAGGUGUUCGACUACUUGGUGGCACACGGGAGGAUGAAGGAGAAGGAGGCCAGGGCGAAGUUUCGGCAGAUCGUCUCUGCGGUCGAGUAUUGCCAUCAGAAGCGGAUUGUGCACAGGGAUCUCAAGGCAGAGAACUUGCUUCUGGACGCAGACAUGAACAUCAAGAUCGCAGACUUUGGCUUCAGCAACGAGUUCACGAUCGGGAGCAAGCUGGACACGUUCUGCGGCAGCCCGCCUUAUGCCGCACCCGAACUCUUCCAGGGAAAGAAAUACGACGGGCCAGAGGUGGACGUGUGGAGUCUGGGGGUCAUUCUCUACACGCUGGUCAGCGGAUCGCUGCCUUUCGAUGGCCAGAACUUAAAGGAGCUGAGAGAGAGGGUGCUUCGCGGGAAGUACCGGAUCCCCUUCUACAUGUCCACAGACUGUGAAAACCUAUUGAAAAAGCUACUGGUGCUUAACCCUGUCAAGCGAGGCAGCUUGGAACAAAUAAUGAAAGACCGGUGGAUGAACGUGGGCCACGAGGAAGAGGAGCUGAAGCCGUACAGCGAACCUGAGCCCAACUUCAACGACACCAAACGAAUAGAUCUAAUGGUUACAAUGGGAUUCCCGAAAGAUGAGAUCACAGAUUCCUUAGUCAGUCAGAAGUAUGACGAAAUCAUGGCCACGUAUCUCCUACUGGGCAGGAAACCUCCCGAGUUUGAAGGGAGUGAAUCCCUGUCCAGUAGCAACCUUUGUCAAAGGCCGCGACCCAGCAGCGACCUCAACAACAGCUCCAUGCAAUCACCUGCCCACUCCAAGGUCCAGCGCAGCAUAUCAGCCAAUCAGAAGCAGCGGAGAUUCAGCGAUCAUGUUGGCCCCACCAUUCCCCCAGCGGUCUCCUACACCAAGCGGGCCCAGGCCAACAGCGUGGAGAGUGACCAGAAGGAGGACUGGGACAGCUCGCGUAAGCUGGGCGCUUCUGGCUCCAAAGGGGAGAUGCCUGCCUCUCCGCUGGUGGUGUCAGAGCGGAAGAAAUCCUCGGCCUCAGGGAACAGUGCUCUCCCAGGAGGAGGAAUGACCCGCAGGAACACGUAUGUGUGUGAGCGGUCCAGCACGGACCGUUACACAGCCAUCCCCAAUGGCAAGGACAGCAGUCUGACGGAGGUGUCCGUGUGCGCCGGGGGCACCCCUUCAGCGGGGGCAGCGACCGCCAUGCCCUCCACCCGCCCGCGCCACGUCAAGUCCAUGUCUGCCUCAGGACACCCGGCCAAAGCCACGCUCCCGCCCAUUGAGGACAACAGCGAGUACCGGCCUGGCUCGGCCCCCCGUGCCCCCGCCACCUCCCCCUCGGCCCACAGCAUCAGCAGCGCCACGCCCGACCGGACCCGCUUCCCGCGCGGCAGCUCCAGCCGCAGCACCUUCCACGGCGCCCAGCUCCGCGACCGCCGCAGCGCCACCUACAACGGGCCGCCCGCCUCGCCCACGCUGUCCCACGACACGGCCGCGCUCGCCCAGGCGCGCCGCGGCACCUCCACCGGCAUCAUCAGCAAGAUCACCUCCAAGUUCGUCCGCAGGGUUCCGAGCGAGGGUGAGGCCAGUGGCAGGACAGACGCCACCAGGAGCUCCUCCGGAGAGCCCAAGGAGGAGAGCAAGGACUCCAAGCCACGCUCGCUGCGCUUCACCUGGAGCAUGAAGACCACCAGCUCCAUGGAGCCCGGCGACAUGAUGCGCGAGAUCCGCAAGGUGCUGGACGCCAACAACUGCGACUACGAGCAGCGCGAGCGCUUCCUGCUCUUCUGCGUCCACGGCGACGCCCGGCAGGACAACCUGGUCCAGUGGGAGAUGGAGGUGUGCAAGCUGCCCCGCCUCUCGCUGAACGGCGUGCGCUUCAAGCGGAUAUCGGGCACCUCCAUCGCCUUCAAGAACAUCGCGUCCAAAAUCGCCAAUGAGCUGAAGCUGUGAAGUCGGUGCAAUGACGGAGGAAGAGAGGGGGGUGAUGCAAACAGGCCAAUCUGUCAUCGAUGGGAUCGGGGUAGACCCACGGUUGGUGCGCAGCGAUCACCAUGUCGAAUGUACAGGGUACUGGAGUUUGAGGUGACUGCUGUCUUGUUUGGCCAGUGAAGAUGAUUUAAAAAAGGAAAAAAAAAUCUACCUUCCCUUACACUCACUCACCUUUCUCACCCCUCAACAACUACCUGACCGCUUCUGUAAAACCUGUGGUCAGAG
Megalops cyprinoides (Indo-Pacific tarpon) is the source of this 2963-nucleotide messenger RNA. Its product is annotated as serine/threonine-protein kinase MARK1-like. Gene Ontology annotation, molecular function: protein serine/threonine kinase activity; ATP binding; tau-protein kinase activity. The transcript is spliced from 18 exons. Lineage: Eukaryota; Metazoa; Chordata; Actinopteri; Elopiformes; Megalopidae. The coding region runs from base 333 to 2699 and encodes 788 amino acids. Gene Ontology annotation, cellular component: cytoplasm. The record is from RefSeq and is a predicted model, not a curated record. Gene Ontology annotation, biological process: microtubule cytoskeleton organization; protein phosphorylation; intracellular signal transduction.